AUGGGACGUAGGAAACGAGUUCUCGACGAGGACGAUGGAGACAGCAGUGACGAUGAUCAGGAAGAUGAUGAACUGCCAGAAGACGACGACUUAAGAGAGGAAGCCCUGCUCUUUAGACGCAAGCGUGGAAGGAGCACUCGUGAUGGCAAAGAAGAUGCGCUAUAUGGUGUAUUUGGAGAAGAUAGUGACGAAGACACGAAAUCAUCUAAAAAUCGUCCCAAAAAGCCAACCAAGUCUAAAUACGACACAGGAGUCAAAUUCGUCAGCUCAUCAAAGCUCCCAGCUACUACACCCGAUGAAGAUGAUCAAGAUCGUCGUUACCAAGAUAUGGAUCAAGACGAUACUAGGCUGAACGACGACAUGGAUGAAGACAAGUACCAACCACCUCCUCGCCCUUCAAAGAGACAAGCAUUCGCAGAAGACGAGGAAGAAGGAGAAGAGAAUGAUCGCCCUUCCUUUGGUGGGUCUGGCCUAGGUUUUGGAUCUGGACUGGGAUUUGCUACAGGAGAGUUUAGUGCGGAACGCAGCAGUCCUGUACCAUCAAAACUACCAUCUCAGCCUAUACAGCUCAAGUCCAAUCGUGACGCUGCUCAAGCACUACGUGCAUCCGUCAUGGCGUCGAAACCUCCGCCCAGUAAUACUGCUCCUAGUGUCAGGACUGUGGCAGCACCUAGUGAACGACCACGUAAUGAUAAACGUAGUGUCAGUGAUACACCAGAACCAGCAGUCAAACCGACACCACCUAAAUCAGUAGACAAGGACUUUGGUAAAUUCGAAAAACAUACUAAAGGUAUAGGUCUCAAACUCAUGCAAAAGAUGGGUUAUGUACCAGGAGCAGGUCUUGGACGUGGUGGUGAAGGUAUAACGGCUCCAAUAGAUGUCAAGUUACGGCCUACUCGUAUGGGUUUAUCUUUUAAAGACUUUGAUGAACGAACAGACGCAGUGAAAGAACAACAAAAAGCAACAGGUCGUGAAUAUGAAUCAUCGGAUGAAGAAGGUGCCAAACCUGCUGUCAAACAAAAAGCUGAAGCAUGGAAAAAGAAGGCCGCUGGUAUUGCUGCUGAUGAAGGCAAACGUGGACGUAAAAAGAAGGCUCAAAAACGGUACAAGACUGUUGAUGAGUUAAUAAAGGAGCAAGAAGAAGCGGGGGUAGUGCCAAUAGCACCAGUAUCAUCGUCUGCCUCAACUACCAAGAUUAUAGAUAUGACGGGUAAAGAAACUCGAGUAUUGAGUGACUUGUCACAAAAGACACAAUGGUCGGUCUUUGAUUCAACACAACGGCUACCCGAGCUACGUCACAAUGUAAGACUUAUUGCAGAUCUAGCCGAGUCAGAACUCGUGCAUCUUACUCGCCAGCUUCGAAUUGAGACCACCAAACAAGCUCAAAUCGAAAAGGACACUGCUCGAUUAUCCAGUAUGCUAGAUUUAGAAGGUCAAAGUCUGCAAAGGGCAAAGGAAGUAGUUGAAUUAGUAGAUAGGGCAUCCAAGACAGCUACUCGGUUAUCAACUGCUUCUAUAGAACAACGCCAUUUCCCAUCAUUGUCGGCGUUGGAAGACAUCUUUCAGCAGUUUAAGACGACAUAUCAGGAAGAGUAUACUACGUAUGGGCUCAUAGAUGCUAUAGUAGCUUUUCUGACACCCAUAUUACGACGCGCUUUUGCAUCAUGGGAACCACUCGAAGAUCCUGUAUUUGGUAAAACAGAACUGUCAAGACAUAGUAAACUCUUUAUACCCAGCGAAUCCCGACCUAGUAAAAAUCGUGAUAUGACACCGUAUGAAGCGAUGCUAUAUACAAUCUGGCUCCCUCGUAUUCGUCAGAGCAUAAAUAAUGAUUGGAAUCCAAAGGCCCCAGAUGCUUGUGUUGCCUUGAUUGAAGCAUGGCACCCGAACGAUGGCCUUAUCCCUGAAUGGCUGUAUCUCAACAUUCUCGAUCAACUAAUAGUGCCUAAACUCGAACGAAUGGUAGAACAGUGGGAUCCAAAACGGGAUCCUCAACCGAUUCAUGCUUGGGUCCAUCCAUGGUUACCGAUUCUAGUGCCAGCUGGUCGUAUGGACUCUAUAAAUGAUCUAGUCCGUCGUCGUAUGAUUGUAGCAUUGUCGGAUUGGCGUGCUGAAGACCCAUCUGCCAUAACAGUGAUUGCACCAUGGAAGGAGGUUUUUGCCGACGACGUCUUUGCUUCUCUCUUAUCACGAUCAAUACUGCCUAAACUAGUAAUAGCACUUCGAGCCGAUCUAGACCUUAAUCCACAAAAUAGUAACGUCAAACCAUUCCAAGCUGUAAUGUCAUGGCAAACUCUGAUGGGACCAUCUGUAACUGCCCGACUAUUAGAAACCGAAUUCUUUGCACCGUGGUUGGAUAUAGUAUAUCAGUGGCUCAAUGCUCCUGGAGCUCAGUAUCAAGAGAUUGGAGAGUGGUAUCGUAUAUGGAAGACCAAGUUCUCUACUGAACUUGCACAAGAACCUGGUGUGGCAGCAUGCUUCAAAGCAGCACUCACCAUGAUGAAGGCGGGAAUUGAUGGAUUUCCUGUACCACAUCCGUCAACACUAGCACCAGAUGUGUUUGGCAUGAAAAAGACAGAAGCUGCAAAAAAGAUUGCCCGUAAUGAUAAUGUAGCUGCCAGCUUUAGGGACUACGUAGAAUUCAUGUGCAGUCAAAGCAACGUGUCACUGCUUCCUGUCGGCCCAGGCAGGGUACAUCAACCAUCUGGCAAACCUCUAUAUAGAAUGAGUAAUGGCUUGAAGGGUGUAUCAGUAUAUAUUGAUGAUGGAGUCUUGUAUUCGCAGGGGGCGAAUGGGUUGUGGAAGGCUGCUCAAGUAGAAGACGUGAUUGCAUCAUUGAAUUGA
Synchytrium microbalum is the source of this 2844-nucleotide messenger RNA. RefSeq lists its product as uncharacterized. Gene Ontology annotation, biological process: spliceosomal complex disassembly. NCBI's taxonomy places the organism in Eukaryota, Fungi, Chytridiomycota, Chytridiomycetes, Synchytriales, Synchytriaceae. The transcript is spliced from 2 exons. Gene Ontology annotation, molecular function: nucleic acid binding. Gene Ontology annotation, cellular component: U2-type post-mRNA release spliceosomal complex. The record is from RefSeq and is a predicted model, not a curated record. The coding region runs from base 1 to 2844 and encodes 947 amino acids.